Messenger RNA from Chinchilla lanigera (long-tailed chinchilla), 13230 nucleotides. It is a transcript of the gene Zfat, whose product is annotated as zinc finger and AT hook domain containing. Bases 8746 to 12576 code for a protein of 1276 amino acids. Gene Ontology annotation, biological process: regulation of DNA-templated transcription. Gene Ontology annotation, molecular function: DNA-binding transcription factor activity, RNA polymerase II-specific; RNA polymerase II cis-regulatory region sequence-specific DNA binding. NCBI's taxonomy places the organism in Eukaryota, Metazoa, Chordata, Mammalia, Rodentia, Chinchillidae. The record is from RefSeq and is a predicted model, not a curated record. The transcript has 24 exons.
AAUUUCUCCACCCAUGUAGCAUGUGGUACAGCCAAGUUUAGAUGGGUGCAGCUGACUUAAGUCUGUUUUUCCACUAGGUUACUCUUUACCAAAGCCUGUGUAGUUAGAAGGCUUGUUAACAGAGGGACAUGUGCUUCAGGAAGCAGAGAGCAGCGGUCUUCUCUAGCUCUCUUGUUCUUCCCCCUCUGCAGAAGAUGAGCAAACUUGCUGUUUCUGCCUCCUCCCUUCACUAAUCUAUUUAGUGCAGGGUCUCUGUCAUUAGAAGAUAAUUUACAUUUCAAUAGCAAUUUAAGAGUUCACAAAGAAUUUGCAGCAUCUUCUUUCAUCCUCCUUUUACAUAGGAGAAAUUAAAAUCCAGUCAGGUUUGUAACUUACCUAAAGGAAUAGGGUUAAUUAGCCACAAAAGGGUUUUAACUAAAGCUACAAUUCCUUAACCUUAGAGGUUCUUCCCACUACAUUCUCAAGUAAGAACUUUUGAUUUUACUCUCAGGACGGGAGAGGAUUUUACUCUCCACAGCUCCAUUUGUUUCUUCUCUUGAGAAAAGCUUAUUCUUCUAAGGGAUGAAAUUUAUUGGGUACUCACAGGCCUCUCCAUAUCUGGUGGUAAUUAUCUGAAUGUGCAGGUGGCACUUUGCAUCUUGAAAGAUUCCACAAAUGAGCGUGGAGAACACAUGCAGGUGGUUAGAACAUCUUUAUUCAUUCCAAGUGAUAGGAGGCUGGUCCUUGGCACAGUAGAGAAAAAAGGCUUAGAAGUCUCCCCACCAACAGGGAGCCACCCACCCAUAGUCCUCUGCAUGACUCCUUACGUACCUGCUGCCAGUGCAUCAGCUCACCAGGCCCAGCCACUUUCCGGAAGGUGUCGAGCAGGAGGGGUCACUGUAGAGGUUGUGCAGUCUGGUCUCAUUUUACUUCAAGAAAAUUGAGCUGGGAGAGGAGGGGUGUCUUUAAAGUGAUUUGCCCAAACAGAGCAAGUAAAAUGGCGGAACAGGAAGAACAGUGAACUUGGAUCAUAGCUGCUGGGCUCCGGUGUUCUCCUUUAAGUCUCAUUUUUCUUAUUUUUUAAAAUGAGUACAAUAAAACUACUUAAUGUGGUUCAACAUAUUAAGUCCAACAAUGUGCAGACAGAGGAACUUCUGUUUCUGAGUGAAAGGACUCAUGUAGUAGGAGCCAUCUAUAGCAAAAAGGAAGUGGAAGGUUGUCAAGGGCUCAACGUUACUACCCUACCUUGCAAAAUACUUUUAGCCAUUAUGCUUUCAGUGAUCCAGCUUUUGCUGUUUUACCAUGGUUUUGAAGAUGGCAGUAACAAGAUGAAUAGAAAUCCAGUAUCUUCUUUCUUUCUUCUCAAAUAUUGACUCAUUUAUUUGUUGUAUUGCCCUGAAUAUUGAGCAUGUGUGCUUUGAUGUGUUAUUAUCAUACCUUUAUUGGUAUAGAGAACAGUAUAGAGAACAUUUGGUAUAGAGAACAGUUCUUUAGUCUACCACAUAAUUUUAACCAUCACAGAUAGGCUUUGGGAGGCAAUAAUAAUAGCGGGUGUUUUCUUUCUUGUGAACUUGAUAAUGGGAGACAUUUAUUUGGAUUAGUCUUCCUAUAAAAAACCUGGACCAACUAUGAAAAUAAUUACUAAAGCCAAUAAGAUAGAAGUUGUUAACUGAGAUCUGAGAAAAGGUACAAAAAUAGAAUAAGCCCAGCACUUACAAAGACUUUUGUCUUGAUAGUAUUUACCAAGCUAAGGAGGGAUCUAAAACUUAGACAUUCAUAUUCCUGACCUUCUGAGCUAUAAAGGACAGAAUUUCAAGGCUUGCCAAGGUGGGUACUCUCCUUGUAAAUUCCCCCAUUCUAGACCCAAAAGUUAAUAUCCUAAAAAUAAGAGGUAACCAGAAAUAAACCAGUCCUCAAUGUAUUUAAGUAGGCUUUGUAUCAAAUGGAUGGCCAAGGACAUAGAAAAUCUCAAAUUUUGUAAGCACCCCAGGAGUCUAGCAGAAGCAACAAAAAUUGUCCUAUGCCUCAAAUUAUUUCUAUAAAUAAUUUUGCAAUUAUACAGCACACAAUCAGAGAGUCCCCAGCAGAGAUUCCUCUCAGCACUGAUCAGCUCAGUAAGCCACCCAUAAAUUCAGUUGUCCUCCUUUCCCUGCUUUUCUUUUCCCAGGCACUAUUCUUUAUCCCUAAGACCAUCUUCAAAAACAAACCCCUGCUUGUAAACACUGCUCUCCAUCCUGUUGCAUUCUCUGAGACACUUGGUGCCACAAAUGGCCCUAUGAAAAGACUUUUCCGAUGUAUUCUGGUACUGGACCAACCGGACCAUAAUAAGGACCUCAUUACUGCUGGAUGAAUGAGAGAACCAUCUCCCCUGCCUGAGGACACUGUAAAGACUGCCAGAUGGAGGAGCCUCACCAGAUGUGUUUGUCUGAAGAUCUGCUUCUACCUCCACAUGACCAUCCAGGAGAGAACACAAAAAUAGAGGUUGGCUCAGUGUAUUUGUCUUGUCACACGGCAGCCUAUUUGUAAUAUAAAGACAGUGGUCAAGGAAAAUCUUUCUGGUUGGCUAUUUUACAAUCAACCCACUUUAUAUCCAGAGAUAAGUGGCUUAAAUAUGGCUAAAUGUAGUCAUUUAGACAGUGGUGAGUAGUUGGACAAGGCAAGACUGAAAGAGCAGAAACCAGAAAGUUUAAGGAAGAGCCAGAGAGAUCAACUUACAGGAGUGAGUCAACGUCAGAGAAUCAUCAUACUUUAGCUUGUAUUAUUGUCUGCUAGACACGAAGUCUGCCAAAGAUGCGCAAAACAACCAAGAAGAUGGAAUGGCUCAUGUAAGUAUCAGCCAGCUUCUACCUGUGAUGUUACAGUGGGAUCUUUAGCAGAGAGGCCCUGAUGGCAGGAAUGAUGACUCCUUCUGGGCUCUCUGUCACUUGGGCAAUCCUAGCUGCUGCUACUGCCAAAAUCCCAAAGUGCCUGCAGCAGUGCUGAGCAAAUCCAGUGCUGGGCCAUUGCUGUGACUCCCUUGAGGGAACCAUUCAGUUUCCCGACAAGCAAGUUGAUUCCAUUAGACUCUUUGCACCUGAGAGCAACAAUUCAUCCUUCAGGAAUUGGCAACUACUUUAGUUAAGAUUUUGCUUUUUCUGUCUACAGUUCUUCCACAUCAAAGCUUUGAAGCUGGAUCUAAAUCUCAGCUCUCUUACUUACUAGCUAUGAUUUCAACUUCUUUUGAAUGUUUACUUUGUGAGAUUGAUGUGAAAAUUAAAUGAGCUAAUACAUGAAAAGCAUCACAAUUUAUACUCACUGCUCGCUAUUUUAAUUCUUAUCAGAUAAAAUUUCCUUCUCUUCCUAGUUCACUACAAUUACUCUGAGGUUAAAAAUAAAAUUCAAAUUUUAAUUUGAAUAUUAUCAUACUCUUUUACCAUGAUGUCUAGCAUGUUAAUUUGGUGAGGCUACAAUGCUAAGUGGUUCAGUCAGACUAUUGUAGAUGUCACUGUGAAGGUAGUUUGUAGAUGUGAUUAACAUUUAUAAUCAGUUGACUUACCGGCUAAGUAGGUAAGGACUCAUCUGAUCAGUUAAAGCCUGAAGAACCAAAAACCAACCACCAAACACACACACAGAAAAACCCUGAUGUUUCCUGGAGACAAGGCAAUUCUAUCUCUAAAUUAUAAUAGAAAUCCCUAAGUUUCCAACCUGCUUGCCUGCCCUGUGGAUUUUGGACUCAACACUAUGCUUAACUCUUGGUGGCUUUUGCACUGAGCAGUCCCCACAGUUAUGUACUUAAGUGAUCCAGUUCUUUAAAAUCAAUCUCUUUUCAUCUCUCUUCCUAUAUAUUUUUUUCCUCCAAAAUCAUAGGUCUUAAGCACAUUAUUGACUCUUUGAACCUUGAUCAUUAGUGUCUCAUUAAAGUAGGUUUACUAGAAUGACCUCAAUAUUAUACUGAGGUUUCAAGGAAAUGAAAGCAUUUUGUAAACUCUAAAGCAGUACAUAAAUGUGGUUGGGAUUAUUAGAACACACAAAUAAAUAUGACCACUCACAGUAAAAACUAAAACAGAGCUUCCUGAACUCCCUGGUUCUGUUUCAGAGAAUCUUCCAUGUGUAUUUGCAGCGGUGAGAGGACAUGCAUGAGAAUCGGUGCAGUGUACAUGGCCUUCUGGGUAUAUGCCCCUGCAUUCUCAAAUCAGACGUGGUGACAGUCCCCUGGCCAGAGAGGGCUGAACAGUGCUGCUUUCGGAACACCUGCAGCCACCCGUGGAGUCUGAUGUGCUGUCACCUGCAAACUGCUUUUCUUUCUACACCUAUGUGAAUGUAAUUUUUUUUUGUUGGUCAACAUCUAUUAUUCCAUCUAACAUUGAAGUAAGGAGCUUUUGUUUUGUCACCUCACUCCAUUGUUCUUCCUUUGCAGCUAGAGGAAAAGAAGAUCCUAUUUUUCAAAAGAAAGAACCCAAGUUCAGAAGUCACCAGAUUGGGUUUUAUUGUCAUUUAUGUCCAGAGCAGCUGAGGAAAUACGAUCUUUUUGUGCGUUGGAUUAUUUAUCUGUCAGUCUUGUUAAUGGUGUCUGACCAACCUACUUUAUGUGGUUAUUAGAGUAAAUGGAGAAAUUAAUGUGUAUAGGGAACUCAGAGAGGCAUUCUAUUAGUUAACUUACAUAAUAAUUUACAUAAGUUAUUUAGUUAGCAUAAAGCUGGAUAAAUAGACUCCUGGGUGGAGGCUGUGGUGUGGUGGACAAAAGCCUGGCCUCUGAAACCAGGUUGCUUAGGUUUGAACCUCAGCUCUUGUGUAACCUCUGGGCUUCCAUUCCUCCAUCUAUAAAAUGGUAGUGUUCUACCUCAUGGGAUUGUUGGAAGACUAAGUGGUUUGAUUUAUAAAAUGAAUAGUGGCAGGUACCAUAAAGUGAUUAUGUAGACCAUGAAUGAUCUUGUCGAUCAGAGGAGAUGAGUAGAUUAUCCACUUAGGUUAGCAACAAUAAAUUGAACAAGUGAAAUGCCCUGGGAUUGUGCAGGCAGGAGGCAUGGGUGGGGGUAUGCAUGAAUCGUGACUAGCCAUAAGUUAAUGAUGGUGGAUGCUUGGUAUUAGUUACAUAGACAUUUGCUUACUGUUGCUGUACUUUUGUAAAAAGUUGAAAUUUUACUUACUAAAAAUGCUUUUUUUGAAAACAUUGGCCUAGGAAAUCCAAUAGUUCUAUAUUGGCAGGUCUUCAUUUCAGUUCAUUUUUGCAAAUGAUCACUAACUGGACUAGGAGAUUAGGAACUGAUAAAAUUAUAUAAAGUUAUGUUCACCUCAUGUUCAUUUUUAUCAAUUUCUUUUAUUGGGCACAGUUGACAAAAUCAUAUAUAUUUAUAUAUACAGCAUCAUAUUUUGAGUGGCAUAUACAUUAUGAUAUGAUUACUACAGUCAAGCUAAUUAACAUAUUUUAGACAGCGUUUGAUGCAUAAAAUAUUGGAACGAAGUCAUAUUAGGAGUAAUUUUGCCAGACUCUCAGGUCUCAUGUUGUAAUCAUCAUUGUAAAUGUUUACGUGACUAAUUGAAUGACUGAGUGAGAAAAAAGGUUUUUGACAAUAAGAAAAUGUGACUACAUUUCAAGUAAAAUUUAGAAAGUAACUUAUAUAGACAAAGAGGUUGUGACACAGAUAGAGACAGGGUCACAGCCUCCAGUCUGCAAAUAGCAUUAUUUAUUAACACAUCUUUCUGAGUUAAACAGUAGCUAAAAUAUCCUAGCUGUCAUGUUUAAUGAUUAGUUUACAUAACCUCACAACACUAACUUGAAAGCUAAGCUCAUUUAUUUUUCAUAUGCACUGUAAGCAACAGCACCUGGGGUUCAGGACAAACCUCUCCCACGAGGAGUUAAUGCAACUCAGUAGUCAAGCAGAUGUUGCUGAAACUGGGCUGUUUCUUAAUUUCACACCAUACUCAGUUGCUGGCAGCCAGUAGAGUUUUUUUAUAAAACAAAAACAAUCUAUGUUGGUGGGAAGGUAUGGAGAAUUUUCUAAUUUAAACAUUAUAACUCACUGCUAAUUUUUAUCAAAGUAAAGUACAAGGUCUGAGACAGACCUGGAUCUGAAUCCAAUUUCCAUUAGUCACAAGAUUCUUGGCAAGUUCUUAAACUAUCUGAGCUGUUUUCUCAUUUGUAAAGGAGAGUUAAUACCAGUCUCCAGUGAACUGGUAAAUGUUUAACAAUUAUCUCUCAGGGUUAGCAAAAAGCUGUGAUGUGUAGGGCUUGCUGGCUUCCACGGUGUAAUUAUUCCCACCAUGGCCUACUUCAAGCUACCAACAGGACGUCUCUGAAAAACAGAGCCAGGGAGCGAUGGGCGGCAGCAGUCACACACCACCCUUCAUUGUUCCCACCCUCCAGAUGCAUGGAUCUCAGUGUCCCCAGAAGCCAGAUAAUAGUAAAAUCUAAUAACUAAAUGAUUAGAAAGCAGUGUGUUUUAUUUAUGUAUUACAUUUGUUUUUAAUAUAUAUUAUUUAAUUGUAAGUUGAUAUAAUUUGAUUUUAAGUAAUGGCGGAAUACAGACUCCAGCUUACAAAAUCCCUGAGAAUUUAACAGUUUGCCCUCAUUCCAGUUCCAUCACACUGCUGCCUAUCUCUAGCUCUUGGAUUUCCUAAGCACUGCAGUGAGGAAAUUUCUCCAUGACCCAUAUCCACAUCAAAGGAUGUGAGACUGACAUGUGACCAUGUAUCCCAUCUGACUCGUCUCCAGGAUGGCCAUGCUAGCUGCCUCUCCUACAGCAGAACUUGGAGCUCUCUACAGCUCCAGGGGCAUCACUGAGGGACAGGAAACGUGUAAUGGACCCUGUCAUACCAUGCAGCAUUUGAAGCAGCAGAUGAGCAUCCAACUUCGAACACAGAGUGGUCAGCAUAGCACAGUGAUAAAAAGUAAAAGCAGAAUCAGAUUUCUAGCACACUACUAUCUAUUUAAAUGCAUACAAAGUAAUGUACUUUUUCUUCAAGGGUACUCAGAUAAAAAGGUGCAGGUGGGGAUAUAGCUCAGCGGCACAAGUGCCUGCCUGACAAGCGCAAGGUCCUGAGUUCGAUUCCUGGUACCAAAAAAAAAAAAAAAAAGAUCAGAUGUAUUUGAGUACUCUUGGAAUGCCCAUGGAGGGCAGGGCUUCGUUGUGUCAGCAAGAUGCUUUCAAGCUUGAAUUCCUAUUGCCUCUAAUAAAUCUGUGCAGGCUUAUACAUUUAUCUUAUUAAUUUUACAGAUUUAAAAAUACAUAGAACACAUAUUUACUGUAUUUCCCUAAUAAAGCAGUAUUUCCAGUAUAGGUACUACAUACAGCAGUCAUUAAAGGUUAAAACCAUCAUAGCUAAGUUAUCUGUACAUUCACAGUGAUAUUCUGCUUUGUGUAUGUUAUUUCACGUAAUGUUCAGACAAAGGACUGAAGUUUAGAGGACCCAAGUGUUAUAGCAAAGAUGAGAGACCUAGCAAGGACAGGGCAGCACUGCCUAGCAAACACCAGCGUUCCCUGGUACUCUGCCAGGGGAAACAAAAUCUGUGUGAACCUUGCUGGGUAAAUGUGAGGUCUUUGCACUCUGUAUCUUCAUUAUUCUUUUGUGCAUUCUUUGUCCCCAGACAGAAAGCAAAUACUACAACAAUGAUUAACUUCAAAGUGUGAAUUACACUGAAGUAAUGAUGCUGUAAGGAUAAUGAAGAUUUUAAAGAACUCUGUUUUUAUUUGAAUGAGUGACAGAGGGCACUUCAGAUAUUUUCCCACUUCUGCCUAUAAACUUCCCAGAUUCUCUUCUCGAAGCCAUCGUUUGGAAGAGGAAAGGAGCCUUCACUGAAGAGGGCUUUGAUGGGAGAAGUUCACUGAAAGUUCAUCUGGCUUUGCUCACUCCUGGUUCACCUGCCCUGGCAUGAUGGGAGUGAAGCCCAGGGAGCCACGCAUGCUCACACGCUCUGAGAGAUGCUCUACACUUACAGCGGGGGAUUUUGCUGCCAGCACAACCAGAAGAGCUAAGCCUGCUGCUAGAUUUCUGCAAGACAGCAAUGAAGUCCUCUGAGGAGCCUGCAGAGAUGAGCAGAGUUUGAGAUGGUGACCAGCAUGGGCAGAAGAGAGCCAGAUUCAGAGGACCUUAUGGGCACCAGCCAGGAAUGGGAGGAGUCUCUUGCUGAGGAGUGCGAUCUUGAAAUUAAAGGGGUGACCCCUGACACAGCAGGGGAAUUCUUUCCUGUGAGCCAGUGGCUUUGCUGUACCUGUUGAUGAAUGGCCCCUCAGGUUAGCUGCAUUUCCUCGUCCUUCUUUCUGCUUUCCUCUGGGUUUGGAGUUCACUUGAGAAUGGGCAUUCUCAAGAGGCUUACCCAAGAAUCUUCAGGGCAUCUGACUCCAGCCCUGGGGGCAGGAAGGGGUGUGGUAGCCAAAGACGCUGGACACACAGAUGUUCCUUCCCUUGUCCUCCCUCUGAGCUCUUUUGCAGAUGGCAGCCUGAACACAUUCACUGAAGAUUUUGUACCCAGUCAGAUCCGGCAAAGGCCACCCUGGCUGCUAUGAAUGGCAGUGGACAGAGUCAGAUGGUGAGACUCCACUUUUAAACAACUGGUGAUGACUGAGAUGUGCAUGGCCACUUUUCAAGGCAGCAGCGUUUCUGUCCUAGCCAGCUGAGGAAGAUGCCUGAUCCUCAAGGAUCAGCCCCACGGUCACAUCCCUCCCUCCCAGGACAGUGAAGGGGCAGCCAAGGGCUGUCUUCAAGCUGAAAUCAGCCAAAGGAGACUGGGCAUGGUGGUAAACGCCUGGAAGAGAGACCAGGAAGCUGGGAAGAGAGCACGGUCCAGGCAUGCAUCCCUCAGGCUCCUUUCUGGUCAUCUGGGAAGACAGCAUGAAGAAGCAAGUUAGUCUCUGCUGCUGGCCCACGGAAGCCUCCUGUUCUGCAGGAAACACAGCCAUAUUAACAGAAAACACGGCCAUUUUCAUGUGUAAAUGUUGUAAUCUUUUCUCGCCAAGCCAAUCGGAACUACUGUCCCACGUCUCUGAGAAGCACAGGGAUGAAGGAGUUAAUGCAGAUGACAUCAUUAUUCCCCUGAGGCCUCUGAGUACUCCUGAACCCUCCAACCCCAGCAAGACUGGAGAUGAAUUUCUGGUCAUGAAAAGGAAGAGAGGCAGACCUAAGGGAUCCACAAAAAAGCCCAGUGCAGAAGAGGAUUUGUCAGAAAACAUCGCGAGCCCGAACGAGGAUGGUCAGCUGGCCCCGGAAGAAGGCAGUGGCCUGGCACCCAGCAGCCUGGAGUGCAGCAAGUGCUGCCGCAGGUUCUCCAACACGCGCCAGCUGCGGAAGCACAUCUGCAUCAUCGUGCUCAAUCUGGGUGAGGAGGAAGGAGAGGCAGGUAAUGAGUCAGACCUUGAACUAGAAAAGAAGUACAAGGAAGAUGAUCGAGAAAAGGCCCCCAAAAGACCUCGGUCCCAGAAAACAGAGAAAAUCCAGAAGAUCUCCUCAGGAAAGGAGGCGAGGCAACUCUCUGGAGUGAAGAAACCCAUCAUCAGUGUGGUUUUAACUGCUCACGAAGCCAUUCCAGGUGCUACCAAGAUUAUUCCAGUGGAGGCUGGGCCCCCAGAAACAGGAGCAGCAAAUCCUGAGCCUAGCGCAGCUGAUCUGGUUCCACGGAGAGGGUACCAGGAGUAUGCCAUUCAGCAGACCCCGUACGAGCAGCCCAUGAAGUCGAGCAGGCUAGGUCCUACCCAACUGAAAAUCUUCACUUGCGAAUACUGCAACAAGGUCUUCAAAUUCAAGCACUCUCUGCAGGCCCACCUGCGGAUCCACACCAAUGAGAAGCCAUAUAAGUGCCCCCAGUGCAGCUACGCCAGCGCCAUCAAGGCCAACCUCAAUGUACACCUCCGCAAGCACACUGGUGAGAAGUUCGCCUGCGACUACUGCUCUUUCACCUGCCUCAGCAAAGGCCACCUCAAGGUGCACAUUGAGCGGGUGCACAAGAAGAUCAAGCAGCACUGCCGCUUUUGCAAGAAGAAGUAUUCUGAUGUCAAGAACCUCAUCAAGCACAUCCGAGACACGCACGACCCACAGGACAAGAAGGUCAAGGAGGCCCUGGAUGAGCUCCGCCUGAUGACAAGGGAGGGCAAGCGACAGCUGCUCUAUGACUGCCACAUCUGCGAGCGCAAAUUUAAGAAUGAGCUGGACCGGGACCGCCACAUGCUGGUUCAUGGUGACAAGUGGCCCUAUGCUUGUGAGCUCUGUGGCCAUGGGGCCACCAAGUACCAGGCAUUGGAAUUGCACGUAAGGAAGCACCCCUUUGUAUAUGUCUGUGCCAUUUGCCUCAAGAAGUUUGUCAGCUCCAUCAGGCUGCGUUCCCACAUCAAAGAGGUGCAUGGAGCAGCGCAGGAGGCCCUGAUCUUCACCAGCUCCAUCAACCAGAGCUUCUGCCUCCUGGAGCCAGGAGGGGACAUCCAGCAGGAAGCCCUGGGAGACCAGCUACAGCUGGUGGAGGAGGAGUUUGUGUGCCAUGGGGUAGAUGCUCUUAAAGAGGAGGCCUGUCCUGAGGGUGCUCAGUGUGAGGAGGAGCAGAAGGAACUGGAAGUCCCUGUGGAAUUGCCUGCCCCAGAGGUGCCCUUGGCCAGCCCCCAGGCUGAAAGUGAUGCCCUGCCACCCUGCGAGCUGGAAACCACUGUGGUCCCAGCAGACCUGCAUUCUCUCGCUGUGGUUUCUGAUGAUUUUUUAUUAAAAAAUGAUACCUCCUCUACUGAGGCUCAUGCUGGUGCCGAGAAGAACUUGGACACCCAGCAGGGAGGCUCAGUCCAGACUCAGGGUGAAGAAAUCGUGCUACUCCUAUCCAAGACCAAAAGUUCUGGGCCUGGCCCAGUGACCCAGGGUGCCAAGAGCCCUCCAAGUGAAGGCCAGGAAGUGACUGCCCUCCCAGCUGGUGAACUCAAUUCCAGCAGAUGUCUCAGGCCAAACCCAGGUGAGGCCUCAGAGCUCCUUCCUCCAGUGGCCAGUCGGGGGGACCCUGACGUGCACCAGCCUGACUCUUGUAAAGCUGCCUCUGAGCACCAGCCCGGCAGCACUGCGUUCAUGAAGGUACUGGACAGUUUGCAGAAGAAGCAAAUGAACACUGGCCUGUGCGAGAGGAUCCGGAAGGUUUAUGGAGACCUGGAGUGUGAAUACUGUGGCAAACUUUUUUGGUACCAAGUGCAUUUUGACAUGCAUGUCCGCACCCACACCCGGGAACAUCUGUAUUAUUGCUCCCAGUGUCAUUACUCUUCCAUCACCAAAAACUGCCUUAAACGCCAUGUAAUUCAGAAACACAGUAACAUCUUGCUGAAGUGUCCCACUGACGGCUGUGACUACUCGACUCCAGAUAAAUAUAAGCUGCAAGCACAUCUUAAAGUUCAUACAGAGCUGGACAAAAGGAGCUAUUCUUGUCCUGUGUGUGAAAAGUCUUUUUCAGAAGAUCGAUUGAUAAAGUCACAUAUCAAGACAAACCAUCCUGAGGUCUCCAUGAGCACCAUUUCUGAGGUUCUUGGGAGGCGGGUGCAGCUGAAAGGGCUAAUUGGAAAGAGAGCCAUGAAGUGCCCAUACUGUGAUUUCUAUUUCAUGAAGAAUGGCUCAGACCUUCAGCGUCAUAUCUGGGCUCAUGAGGGGGUGAAGCCCUUCAAAUGUUCUUUGUGUGAGUAUGCGACUCGCAGCAAGAGUAACCUCAAGGCUCAUAUGAAUCGUCACAGCACUGAGAAGACUCACCUGUGUGACAUGUGUGGCAAGAAAUUCAAAUCAAAAGGGACGUUGAAGAGUCACAAGCUCCUUCACACGGCUGAUGGAAAACAAUUCAAAUGCACAGUGUGUGACUACACAGCAGCCCAGAAGCCACAAUUACUGCGGCACAUGGAACAGCAUGCCUCCUUCAAGCCUUUCCGCUGUGCUCACUGCCACUACUCCUGCAACAUCUCUGGCUCCCUGAAGAGGCACUACAACCGGAAACACCCCAGUGAGGAAUAUGCAAAUGUGGGCAGUGUGGAGCUUGCAGCUGAAGCACUCAUCCAGCAAGGUGGUUUGAAGUGUCCUGUUUGCAGCUUUGUGUAUGGUACCAAAUGGGAGUUCAACAGACACUUGAAGAACAAACAUGGCUUGAAGGUGGUGGAAAUUGAUGGAGACCCCAAGUGGGAGCCAGCAGCAGAAACUGCUGAGGAGCCCUCCACGCAGUAUCUCCACAUCACAGAGGCUGAAGAAGAUGUUCAGGGCACUCAGGCAGCUGUGGCUGCACUCCAGGACCUGAGAUACACCUCUGAGAGCGGUGACCGCCUCGACCCCACAGCUGUGAACAUUCUACAGCAGAUCAUCGAGCUGGGCACCGAGACUCAUGAUGCCACUGCUGUAGCCUCAGUAGUUGCCAUGGCACCUGGGACAGUGACUGUGGUAAAACAGGUCACUGAAGAGGAGCCCAGCUCCAACCACACAGUCAUGAUCCAGGAGACCCUCCAGCAAGCCUCCGUGGAGCUGGCCGAGCAGCACCACCUGGUGGUGUCCUCUGAUGACGUAGAGGGCAUUGAGACGGUGACUGUGUACACACAGGGUGGGGAGGCCUCGGAGUUCAUCGUUUAUGUGCAGGAGGCCAUGCAGCCCGUGGAGGAGCAGGCGGAGGAGCAGCCAGCACAGGAGCUCUAGAGGACCACAGCCUUGCCAAUGCACAGGACAGGCUGCUGGGCACCCAGGGCAGGAGACCGCCUGGCCAUCUGGCCUGGAGAGUAGCACCGUCCUCUGCACUUCCAGCCCAGUGGCCCAGGUGGGGCUCUCCGCUAUUGUUUGAGUGGUCAAGACGACUGCAUCACCAGCAAUACAGGACCCUGGACCCAGCACAGACUCACAGACUCAUGCCCCUUACCCUGUAUCAUCUGCUUCGGAAGGAUCUUCGCAUCAGCCCUUCUGCCUCAUGUCACCCCUUGCUUCCAGAUGCAGUCUGAGACUGUCCCAUCAGCCUCUUCCCUGAAUCGUACCCCCAGCCCCUGGCCCCACCUGCUGCCCAUCCCUGUCUGGGCCCACUCUGCAGUCUGGUGAAAGGGAGACAGCCAUUACACAGCAAGUGACCUUAUGGCUUAUGAGUGGCACUGGGUGGAGGGGUGGGAACAUCCUAGCUCUCUCCCCAGGGUCCCACCCUCCUCAAGUGUGGGGCGGCUUGGGAUCAAGUGCGGUAACCACCAUUCCCCCGUCACAAGGUCCCAGCUUGCCAUUUUAGAGUUCUUUGGCUUUUUAAUGCACUUUUACCUAUGCCUCCCGUUCUGAGAGGUGAGGUGGGAGGAAUAAAGGUGUUUCUUGCCUGUG